Messenger RNA from Aspergillus clavatus NRRL 1, 522 nucleotides. RefSeq lists its product as uncharacterized. NCBI's taxonomy places the organism in Eukaryota, Fungi, Ascomycota, Eurotiomycetes, Eurotiales, Aspergillaceae. Bases 1 to 522 code for a protein of 173 amino acids. The record is from RefSeq and is a predicted model, not a curated record. The transcript is spliced from 3 exons.
AUGAAGCUGUUUUCUACGCUCGCUCUGCUGGUCUCCGCCGUCGCAGCAACCCCCGUCACCACCCAUACUUCCCGGGACGCAGAACCUUCCAAGCCCUUCUACCUCAAGACCUCGGGCGCCGCCAACGCCAAGCAUAAUGAUCUCUAUGUCUACGCCUACCAUACCGGCGCCGGCUUCAACGACGCCGUCCUCACCCCCGAUGUCAAAUCCGCCAGCAAGGCGUCCCUGAACGGCACCUAUGUCCAGUUCGACCUGAACACGCCUUUCCCUUGGGGGAUGUACACGCCCGGCGUCACCAACUAUGCUCAAUGGGCACAGGUCGGAAUCAACACCGGAUACGGCGAUGAGGACUUCUCCAUUAACCAAGAUGGUCUGCAAUGGUCAGAAGAGAAAGGCUUCGGCGGCUGGCUGGUGUGUGAUUGGUACCAUGGCGCACCCCAGCUCUUCUAUAUCUACCGCUAUUACGAGCCCGUUAUCCCCUCUUCUUGCGACGCCGUCAAGCUCCAGGUCGAAUAUCUGUAA